AUGAGCGACCCUUCUGGCGGCACUAGCGUCGACUCGAGCGGUCCCAAAGACCCGGAAUUAGUGGAGCUGGAAAGGAUCCGGACCAUGGCGAAGGAUCUCGAAGCGAGUUUCGAGAAGAAGAUCAGUGAACAUUUGGAGCAACGAUUCGACGCGUUGCAAUGGUUCCUCGAGCAAGCGAAAAUGAUCGGAGACCGCGUCCUAGGGCCUGCCCAGCCUGCCCCGCCUGCAGGGAUGGGGAGUGUAACGCUGCUUGGGCUUGCUCAGUCGAUAGCGUACCAUUUGGCGCGGGAACCGGAUGGCCGCAUCGCCAAAGCGAUGGUCAGAACGUUGCGUACGCUUGAUGAAUUUGACGUUCAGGCCUUCAUCAUUGCCUGCGCAUAUCCGGGAUUGACGGCCUACUAUCACGUGUACGAGGAAGCAGAGUGGGCGCUUGGACAGGCGGAGGAGUGGGCAGAGGAAAUGGCCAAUGACACCUUCAGGUUAGCUGACAUGCGCGCUUUCUGCACCGACUUGGUAUGCCUGUAG
This is a messenger RNA of Trichosporon asahii var. asahii CBS 2479, 525 nucleotides long. RefSeq lists its product as uncharacterized. The coding region runs from base 1 to 525 and encodes 174 amino acids. The record is from RefSeq and is a predicted model, not a curated record. NCBI's taxonomy places the organism in Eukaryota, Fungi, Basidiomycota, Tremellomycetes, Trichosporonales, Trichosporonaceae. The transcript is spliced from 3 exons.